Messenger RNA from Magnolia sinica, 512 nucleotides. RefSeq names its product dihydrodipicolinate reductase-like protein CRR1, chloroplastic. NCBI's taxonomy places the organism in Eukaryota, Viridiplantae, Streptophyta, Magnoliopsida, Magnoliales, Magnoliaceae. Bases 186 to 503 code for a protein of 105 amino acids. Gene Ontology annotation, molecular function: 4-hydroxy-tetrahydrodipicolinate reductase activity. Gene Ontology annotation, cellular component: chloroplast stroma. The transcript is spliced from 3 exons. The record is from RefSeq and is a predicted model, not a curated record.
CCAUGGUUUUGGGUUCCAUCUCUCAGCUAUAUAGCCUCUUUCAUCUCUUCUAUGUUCUUUGCAUGGUUUAUUUAUUAGAGGGUGACUUUAAGUAACGAUGUAGCGUGAAUCCCGGCACCUAUUCAUAAUGGGAUUUUAGAAUUUUACCUUUUGGAUGCCAGUUCGGACUCCCCCCUGCGUAUUUUAUGCUGAUGAGAUUCAUUAUCCUUUGGCAGUCGAAAGCAGUUAGUGUGGUCAUCAAUUUCAUCGACCUGCCAACAGUUUAUGACAAUGUGAAACAGGCGACGGCCUUUGGCAUGAGGAGUGUUGUUUAUGUGCCGAGGAUUAGUGUAGAUACAGUGACAACAUUAUCUGCAUUCUUUGAGAAGGCCAGCAUGGGUUGUCUUGUUGCGCUGAUGCUCUCUGUUGGUUCUGUACUUCUUCAACACGUAGCUAUUUCAGCCUCGUUCCACUGCAAAAAUGUAGAGAUUGUUGAAUCAGUACCUAAUGCAUCAGUAAAUUGAAAUGAGGAG